Molecule: messenger RNA, 964 nt
Organism: Vicia villosa (hairy vetch)
Lineage: Eukaryota; Viridiplantae; Streptophyta; Magnoliopsida; Fabales; Fabaceae
Product: probable glutathione S-transferase
Exons: 2
Coding region: 152-829 (225 amino acids)
Biological process (GO): glutathione metabolic process
Cellular component (GO): cytoplasm
Molecular function (GO): glutathione transferase activity
Source: RefSeq, a predicted model, not a curated record
AGACACCUAGUCAACAAGUGACAGAUUAAAAAUAACAAAAUUUGUCUUCCAAACUCUAUAAAAGACCUCAAAACCUUAGGACAAAAUCACAAAAACAAACACACUUGAUAGUUACUAUAUUCAUAGAGAAAAAUUGAAGUUCUUCACUGCAAUGGCUACAAAUCAGGAAGAGGUGAAACUUUUGGGAGCUCUUGCAAGCCCAUUUGUGGGCAGAGUUACUCUUGCUCUAAAACUGAAGGGAAUUGAAUAUGAAUUUGUUAAAGAAGACUUGCAGAACAAGAGUGAGCUUCUUCUCAAAUAUAAUCCAGUUUAUAAACAGGUUCCAGUUUUUGUUCAUAAUGAUAAGCCCAUAUCAGAAUCCCUUGUUAUUCUUGAGUACAUUGAUGAGACUUGGAAACAAAAUCCAAUCUUGCCUUCUGAUCCUUACAAAAGAGCCUUGGCUCGUUUCUGGACAAAGUUCAUAGAUGACAAGAUUGUGGCUGCUUCGUUCAAAUCUGCGUUCACAGUUGAUGAGAAAGAGCGUGAGAAGAAUAUUGCAGAAGCAUCUGAGGCUCUUCUGAUUCUUGAGAAUGAGUUGAAGGACAAGUUCUUUGGAGGAGAAGAGAUUGGUUUUGUGGAUAUUGCAGCUGUGUUCAUAGCUUUUUGGAUCCCUUUGGUUCAAGAUGUAUCAGGGUUGCAAUUGUUCACUGCUGAAAAGUUUCCAAAGCUUUAUAAAUGGAGUCAAGAAUUUCUCAACCAUCCAGUUGUGAAGAAAAGUCUGCCUCCUAGAGAACCUCUUUUUGCCUUAUUCAAAGGUCGUUAUGAGAGCCUUUUUAAUGCUUCAAAGUAAAUCAUGUUAUAGUUUAUGAAUUACUAUUAUCUGUUAUUGAGUUUUUAUUGUUAGGAUUUCAUUUCAUAAUAAUGUGUUUUGUAAUGUGAGAUUUCUUGCUGUGAAAUCUAAGGAUAUUGUUGUGAUUUUUUCAUA